UCUUCUCUCCUCCCUCCCUCGUACUGUACGUACGCGGUUGUUGUCUUGUCUGUCUCUGUUUUUCUUAUACAUAUAUAUGUCGCUUUUUCGUCCUUGUUGUUCCAUCACAAUUUGUUUUUUCUGUUAUUAUUAUUAUUAGGGUUUCUCUUCUCAAUUUCUUCUCUUAUUCUUGUUGACUUUCGCCACUCAUAUUUUCUCAUUUCGUCUAAUUGAUGGUUCAGUUCAUGGCUUCUAGGAAUGUCCGUUCAGAAUCGGUGUCUAAUCGUGAAAAUAUUCCGGUCAAAUUUGAAAUUGAGGAUUAUCUCGAAGAAGAACACUCUCCUCUUCAUAAGCGUUGCAAGCAAUGGAGUGCUUCGAACGAUGCAUCUUUGAGUUCUUCUUCGCAAGACAAUAGUAUACUUGAUGAGCCUAGCCCUUUGGGUUUAAGUCUUAAGAAGAGUCUUUCAUUUUUAGAAUUGAUACAAAUGAAGCUGUCUCAAGGGAAUAUGGUUCUUGUAAAUAAAAGAGAUGAUAGUUUAAACUCUGGGUCGAAAAAAGAGAGUCGGGCUCCUGCCGAAAAGCUGAAGGCUUCAAAUUUCCCAGCCAUGCUUUUAAAGAUCGGUUCAUGGGAGUAUAAAUCAAAACAUGAGGGCGAUUUAGUGGCAAAGUGUUACUUUGCCAAAGAGAAGCUUGUUUGGGAAGUUCUUGAUGGUGAACUCAAGAGUAAAAUAGAAAUCCAAUGGUCAGAUAUCACGGCAAUUAAAGCAAAUUGUCCUGAAGAUGGACCUAGCUCAUUGACUUUAGUUGUUGCUAGACAGCCUCUCUUCUUCAGGGAGACCAAUCCUCAACCUAGAAAGCACACACUGUGGCAAACUACAACUGAUUUUACCGGUGGGCAGGCUAGCAAACACAGGAAGCAUUUUUUGCAAUGUGAACAAGGACUGUUGACAAAACAUUUUGAAAAGCUCAUCCAGUGCAGCUUACAUCUUAAUUUAUUAAGCAGACAGCCAGAGAUUAUAUUGGAGUCACCUUAUUUUGAUACACGACUCACUGCUUUUGAGAAACCUGACAAUGGCAAAGGAUCAGCAACGACUCGUUUUCAGAACACGGGAUCUCCUCAUUCGUCCCUGUCACCAUCAUUUACCAUUGAGCACAGUGAUCCUUCUGCCAUUACUUUAGAUAGCGUGCCAUGCGAAGCACCUUCCUCCAGUUCAGAAGGAAUAUAUUCUUCUGAAGCUGAUUCGAAGGGCCCAAGUAACUUGGAUCAAAUAAAACUGCCCGGCCUCCGUCAUUCUAUGUCUCGGAGCGAUUUCAUUGACUAUAUUCAACAUGACCUUUCCGAAGAAAUGAACUCAGGGAAUCCAUCCUUUUCUGCUGAAAGAUUGGAUUACCUAAAAAUGCUGGAUGAUGUUGGACAGCAUCUGCUUAGUGACAAUCAGGUUACAAUAGCUUCCAAUGACAAUUCAUUUAUUUCAAGGGUCAGUUCUCUUUGCAAUAUUCUGCAAUUGGAUCCUGCAGAAGUGCUGAAUUCACUCGACAAAGGACCUGGAAAAAAUAUUCAACUUGGUCAUGAUCUUGAGUCAAUGCAGGGCAACGGAACCAAAAUAGAUAUCAAGGCUGCUGCUGAGGAGGACUCAAGAGAUGUUUAUGGUGGCAAUCCGACAUCAGGCAUGUCCAGGAAUGACUCCUAUGCAAACUUGCUUCUUGAUCUUCCUCGAAUUGCAUCUCUUCCGCGAAUUGCAUCUCUUUCAUCCCUAUAUAAAUAACAUUAGUUGUUUGAAAUUUCAGAAUGUCCAAGUAGCAUAAAAAGUUCAAUUUUUAUCAUGGGAGGCACUAGGAUUUGGAAAUAUUUUAAUGAAGAAGCUUGGUGCAGCCUGUGUGAACAAUUUCUAGGUGUUUUAGCUUUAUUUAUUAUUUCUCAUUGAGACUCAUUAAUAGUUUUCUGAGUGUAAGUAAAUUGUGUUUUACCUAUUUAAAACAUUCUGGUACAUUGAUUUAUUAGAUACUCGUAUCGAUUUGACUCUUA
Messenger RNA from Trifolium pratense (red clover), 2005 nucleotides. RefSeq lists its product as uncharacterized. The coding region runs from base 213 to 1745 and encodes 510 amino acids. The record is from RefSeq and is a predicted model, not a curated record. Lineage: Eukaryota; Viridiplantae; Streptophyta; Magnoliopsida; Fabales; Fabaceae. The transcript is spliced from 6 exons.